Molecule: messenger RNA, 895 nt
Organism: Cuscuta campestris
Lineage: Eukaryota; Viridiplantae; Streptophyta; Magnoliopsida; Solanales; Convolvulaceae
Source: the annotation of a GenBank genome assembly
GAAAUCGUAAAAAAUCAAAUAAAAAAAGAUGAGGGAAGAAAUAGUGAUCCGGAAUAAUAAUGAGAAAAUAAUUAGCAAAGGUUAUUGGAUUUGGUAUCAAAUUAAUUACGAGUAACAAAAUAAGGCCGUACAAGUAAAAAUAUUUGUUGUGCAUGUCUGAUCCAUGUCAUAAUGCAUGCCACCUUAUGGAAUAUUGUACGCCGCCAUGAGUGGUUGUUUAACCGUAUCUUCCGCCGCAUCGGGUGAACUUGCUGCAGCCGCGGGUGUAGGGGCGGACGGCGGUGUGGGAGCGGCAGUUGUAGUAGGAAGGGCCGCGGCGGUUGCAGGGGAUGCUGUCCCUCCGCAUGGCGCCGUAGCUGAUGUACCUGCUCUGGAACAGCAGCCGCCUCGACCCCUCCGACUCCAUCAUCAGCUCCUCCGCCGUCUGCUCGAUGUCCAUCGCGCCGCCGCUCUCGGUGCCGGCGAACGACUGCACCGCCGCCUGCAUGAAGCUCGACCCCUGGUCGAUGACGUUCAGGUCGGCGACGUUGAGGGAGAGCGCCGGCGGAGUGUUGGCCUGAGCGAGGAGGAGGAUGAGGAGGAGGAGGUUGAGCCCGCGCUUAUUGAUGAUCAUUGGCGCCAUUUCGACGUGGGAUGUUAUGGGCUGAGGUACUGAAUAAAUGUCGCCACAUUUGCUCGUAAUUGUGAUUUAGUUAUAGAUUGGUUUUGUGACUCGGCGCAAUUUGCGGGGAAGAUGUGUUGGGUUUCGCUGGUUAAUCAAUCAAUCACCUUCCCCGGCCUGCGCUAUAUUGUCGCACUCCCACACAUGGAAUUUAUCAAGGUACUUCCUCCACUUGUUUUUGAUUUUUUUCUUUAUAAAAUUUUAGAGAAAAUUCAAUAAAAGGUUCCUAGUUAU